GAUACUAAGUUUUUUCGUGUCAGGCAUGUUUUGGCGAAGCAGUUUUGAGCUACCUGGAUACAAAGGUAAAUAAGUAAAUAGAAUAAAAUACAUUAACCCAUUAAACUCUAUAAUCUAUAUGAUGUUAUCAUAUACAAAUGAUUACAAACUAUUACACUAUAAAUAGUAACAAUAUUAUAGUCGUGUUUUAACCAUAUUAAUAUAUUAUUAUAAUUUAUUAAUAUAUGCAUAUGUCUAUGGUUUUUACACAGCUGUUGAUAUAUCCAAUACUAAAUUUACUAACCAUAUCUAUAUCUAUAUUUAAGACCUAUUUAUAAUCCAUUUGACCUCUCAAAAUGGCGGAUUAUAACUUAACUUCUUGUUACUAAUUAGCAAUCUUGUUUAUUAUCUAUAAUAUCUGUGCGUACAUUAAACGCAUAGAUAUAAAAGAGAUUAAUAUCUAUGAUAAGACGUAAACAAAACUUUUUAGCGAUAUUGUAACCAAUAAAACAAUACAGCAAACUGUUUACCGUAAACUAAAUAACCAAAACAUGCCAAUUAACGGUGUGGUACAGUUAUUAAAAAAUUAUAAUAAUCGAUUUCGGUAAAUUUAAGAUUUCCAAACUGCAACUUAUCGCAGCACAUAAUUAAAUAUAAAAACACUAAUAACUAAUAAUGGUUUGCUGUUUGCAAGACACGGCAUGUUACAGCGACUCGUUUAUUGAAUUGAUUAAAAAAAAACCUCGAAAUUAAAAGCCUUGGUCCAAAAUACGUAUCUACCUACUAGGACAAAAAAGCACCGGUAAAAAAAUAUUUAAAAAGAAAGCCCCAUUGCAAAUUAAUACCUACGUAAUUAAAAAUAAUGAAUCUGUAAAAUUAAAAAAUAUUAGUAUAUUUUCAUUAUUAUUAUUAUUAUUAUUAUUAUUAUUAUUAUUGAAGUAAUUAGCUUCAAUUACAAAGUAGUACUUAUGAGCUACAAUAUAAAGAUUUCACAUUUCCUUUUUCUUUUCGUGCAUUUAAAUUAACUUAGGUACUUAUGUAGAUUAGUCUUUUGAUUUUUAAAAAAAAUGUAUUAUUUUGUUUCAUUGUUAUUUUCUUCUAUUUCUGGUUCUAAAAUUUUGUGCAAUUUUAUUGAUCUUGUAUCAGUGUAUCUGGAGCUCAAUCAAGAAGGAGGCGGUUAAAAAAAUUGUAAUAUACACCACAAAAUAUUGCUAGGGGUUUCCUCAUUCAAAAAAAUAGCAACAGUUAUCAUUUUUUUUUUUUUAUAAUUUGUCUCCUUGGCAAUUAAAAAAAAAUAGUUUAUAGGCAUAGACUACAAUUAAUAAUAUACAAAAAAAAAAAAUGAUGUGUAUAAUAUAUAUGUAACAAUCAAAAGCCGAAGUCGGGCAAAUCAAAGAAAUUUAAAAAAUUGAAAUUUAUGGUACAUAUGGAUUAGGUAUAUCAUUAUCACUACUUUUUGAUAACGCUGAUAAAAAUUCCCAAGAAAUAAUAAAUAACACGGUUAUAAAUACUAUAUUAUUUUAAUGCCUAUUUGACUAUAGCCUAUAGCCGUGAUUAAAAAAUUCAAGAAGGGGAGAUCCACCCAUCGCCCUUCUCAAAUACACCACUGUCUGAUAUCAUGUUUCCCUUUUUUUGUGUUUUGUAUAACGACAUUCAGUUAGGUAGUAUUAUUCAGUUUUAUUAGAAUAUCAUAGAAUAAUAUAACAAUGAGAAAUCCAAGUGUCCAAUUAUCCAUAUUGAAAAAUGGAUUUCUAAUAAAAUUAGGAUCCUAAUUAAAUUAUAAUAUAAUAAAAUGACAGAUAUACAAUACAGAAAAAAAAGAUAAGUUAAAUGACGUAAUGACGAGAUAAUUUCUUAAUAACAUGUUCGGAGUUUGAAUUCAGAAUAGCAGGGAGAUUAAAAGAAAUAAUUAAGGAGAUUUAAGAAAGACAAGUAAAACAUUGAUGUUCAUCAGAUAAUGAUGACAGUCGAAGAGGAUGUGGGAUAAAUUGCAAAUACUAAAUUAGGGUUUAUUUUUGAUUAAUUUCUUCCAUUCACUUGCUUUAUUUCGCUUUUAAAUUUAAAUAUUUAUUUAUUUAUUUAGUAUUUCACAUUAAGUAUAAUUAAUUUAAAGACAAUACAAUUACAAUACAACUGCAGAUACGUAGGUAGCCAAAUGAGCUAAAUACUCGUAUCUGAUAUAUAUAUAUAUAUAUUUAUACAUAUAUUAGUAUAUUAGGUAUAUAGAAAUUACAUUUUCAUGCUAUUAUUUAUUUGUUGUAUUAACGCCAAGCGACAAUUAUGUAGGUAAAAACAAAUAUAAACUAAUAUAUUGAACAACUAGUAUAAGUUAAAAUUAAUUGAAUGCAAUAGCAAAGUGUUAAAUAUAACAUGUAUCUGAACUAAAUUAGGUCAGAAAAUCAGAAAGAACAUUAUUAAGGAAACGCAGCAUUCGGUAUAAUGGAUGAUUAAAACCAGAAGAGGUAUUGAGUGUGGAGGAAUAUAGAAGUGAAGCACGUUUGGAGCAACUAAUAAAACUGCAACCAGUUUGGACCAUUACUUUUAAACUUCUAUAAAAGCUCGCUAAAUAAACGUUCUGUUAAACUAAUAUAAGGAAAACUCUGAUCCAAACGGGCUGUAUAAAAGUAGUAAUUUUUAGCCCAAACGGGUCUUCAAAAUUGAUCCAAACGGGUUGUUUCAGAAACAUUGGUCCAAUCGGGUCUUGCCCGAAUUUAGAAAUAUAAUUAUUAUUUAUCCUUAUCAUUUUCGAAUUACUGUAAUCAUCUUGCCAUUAUACCCUAGAGCCUAAAUCAUAUACAAAUUGCAAAUGUAUAGCAUAUACCAUAAUAUAUUGCAUUAUACCAUAGACCUAUAAACUAAGUUUUUAGUGCUAUGCAUUGUACGCAUGACAAAAUAUAUAGGUAUGAUCACAUUACACCGAUAACCAAUACGUUUACUGUUACCGUAGUUCUAUGUGAAUAGAUAUAUUCGACCAAUGAGAAAAGGAGAACUAGAUCGUAUAGACGGGGUGUGGUGAAGGUAGCGAAUAAUGUGCAUAGGUACCAUUAAUACACAGAAAGUUGCUCACAAAACUAUUUAUUUUGUUAUGAUAACAACCUGCAAGGCGGUGACUUGGUAUCUGAGCCAUACAAUAGCUUUAUGUGCCAAAUGCCAAUACUUAAUUAUGUUUAUCUAAGUUGUAAAUAGUUGUUCAUAGAUAAAAGAUUAGUAGCAAAUACUAUAGACUAUUUGUUAGUUUUACACUCAUGGAUUUGGCCUUUUUUUUCAUCCUAUUAUUCAAGGAUUUUCUUUUAAACUGUGCAUUUUACCAUACGGACACCUAUAUGGCUAUAUACUGCCUAUACCUAAUUGUACUUAUUCAAGUAUUCUAUCUAAUGUAUCUACUGCUACUUUUGUCUAUUAUUAAUCCCAUUAUUCAUCGAUCGGUACUAUAAUUUGAAAUAAUUUGGAAUCAAAAUAAUAAAAAAAGUAAAAACAUUUGUAUAAGACAAUUAAUUUAAUAUAGCGGUAAAAUAAUAAUUGGGUGUAUUAUAGCAAUAACAUUGUUUUUAAGAGGUCAUAACAGGUUGAAAAAAACAUAAUACACACAUCGCCUAUACUGGGUAUUUAGAUAUAUAUAUACCUACCUACCUCCUCAAAUAGGUGUGAGAUUACCUAAAUAAAAAAAAUAGGUAAUUAAAGUAUUAUUAACAUUAAUCAAAAUUAAUUUGAUAACUAAAGAUAUCUAAUAAUUUGAAAAACGUAAUGUAUCUAGUGUUCGAAUUGGGGAAGGAACGCAGAAAGACAGAGCUUCUACAAUUACGAGUUUUAUAAUAGUUUUACGAAAAUGUCAUAAUGUAUAGACUUAUCUAUAUUUUCGGAAUCUUAGGGGGCCCAUACAAAAAGGCACAACUAGAAGGGUGCUAGGAAGUCUUUAACAUCCCCAAAAAUACCCAAUGAGCUUUUUUGUAUAGUAGUUUUUGUAUAUAUUUUACAAAAAAUGCAUGUGUGUAUAAAAAUAAAAUUUAUAAAAGACGUCCUAGAUAAUGGGAACAUCGAAAAAUGACCUCUCUAAAGUACCUCCCCAAACUGAUUUUUUUAGAAAAAUUGCUAUCAUUUUAAAUUGAAGCAACAUUGCUGAUACAAAGGUUGUUCAUAGGAAAGAAAAAAAGUCGUAAUAUAUUUUAACUUAUACUUAUAUUUCUUACAUUUUCCCGGUUUUUUUGGCUUAUCACAUUUAAUGAGAAAACUCUUGAGAAAACGGCAAAAUUAUAUCGCCAAGGUACCUCCUCACGCCGAUUUCCUUUUAGAAAAGGUGCUACACUUAAAAAUCGGAGCAAGAUUUUUGGUAGAAAAGUUGUGCACAGAUAAAAAAAAAAAUAAACAUUAUUGUAAAAUCAUAAGCUUCUUCGCUCCACUCAAAAUCUAAAAGAGUUGAUACUGGAGAUUGUGUCACUUUUAGAGAUGAAAAGUUAGGAAAGUAAGAUACAUAAAGUAAUUUAAUUUAAAUCUUUACUUAUGCAACAAUUAAUUAUUUUUAAUAAAAAACGAUUUUAAGUGACGAUCGGUCAAUAUGGUAUAGCUUUUUCAACAAUGUGUUUUCACAACAAAAAUUUGUAUAAAAAAAAAGAUAAAUUAAUAAAAACUUAAUAAUAACAAAAAUGUAUAAAAACGGUGGCCAGUGACAACCUUAUUUUUAAUAUUUUAAUAUUUUUUAGCCUAUAAUUAACCAGCUUUUCCUAAUUAUCUCAAAUAUUAGUUAGAAAUUCAAAAAAAUGACCUUUUUAGAACGAGUACAUAUCAACUAGAGUCAAAAUACAACAAAAAAAUCUGUUUUCAUGUUUUGAUUGGAGAAAGAUUUCAUGCAACAAAAAAGAUCUUUUUGACGUUUUUCUAUUGGAGCGAUAUUUUUGGUAGAAAUCAUAGUUAGCAAAUUAAAAACAAUGAAAUUGAUAAUGUCGAGUAAUCUAAUUAUUUUCUGUUUUUGGAUAAUUUCUUUUGGGUUUUUCCCAAUUAUUAUGAAAAUCCAGUGGAAAAUCAAAACAUGACUUCCGCAAUGCACCAAUAACAUAAAAUUUCCUUUCAAAAAAGGUGCUACUCUUGACACAUAGUAGAUUUCUUGUAGAAAAGUAGCUCACAAACAUAAAAAAAUUUUUAAAAAUAGAAUAAUGUAGACUGGUGCAGCUACUGUUAUAGGUAAUUUAAUAUAUAUCUGUAAGCAACGCUUAACUAUUGCUAACGAAAAAACGAUUCUAAUCAGAGUUUAGUUGAUAGUGAUGCUUUGUCAACAAUAUAUAUGUCAUACUAUGGUAAAAUAAUUAAAAAGGCAUUAAAUAUUAUCUUUCAUAAUAUUUGUUUACUGUACCAAUUUUCCCCUUUUUCCUACGUUUUUCCCGGUUCUUUCUAUGUUUUUUCCUGGUUUUUCACAUUGCUGGGAAAACUCUUUGCUGAAAAAAUCGAAUAAUGGAUUCUCUAAAGUAUCUCUCUAGUAAAAUUUCCUUUUAGAAAUAUUGCUAUCAUUGAAAGUUUAUUAAUUAUAUUUACAUUUUCUAAACAUUUUAGCCAUUUUUAAGCUAUUCAUAUAAAUUUGAAUUUUGCAAGAUUUUUACUAAUUUUUUUUCGGUAGGUACUUUGCGAAUAAAAUGUUUAGACCAAACAGAAAUGCUUGAAAAUUGAACAGAAAGUUCAUUAUAAAUUGUACUUAGUAGUAAAAAAAUUACAACAAUUCUGUAAUGUUAAAUAUGAAAAAUUGAGUGUAAUGUAGUAUUUUUUUUUUAUAGGAGUUCCGAGUUGUGCCCCAAAUCUAAAAUUUGAAUUUAAGGAUAUAAUAGUUCCGUCUCGGGUUUUUAAAAUGGAUCUACUAAUUCCGUUAUGUAUUUAAUUAUACGAGUUCCGGUCCGUGUAAUUUAUUAAGUCAUGUGAGUUCCGUACUGUUUUGCAUUUUCUACACUAUAUUAAUUUACAAUUUACAAUUUACGACUACGGUAACAAUUUUACAUUAUUUAGAAAUAAAGAUAAUAUUACUUUCAGUUAUCGCACUAAAUAAUCGAAUUUAUACAUUAAUACUUUAAUAUUAUUUGAAUUUUUUCUUUAUUUUUAACAUUGAUAAGAAAAAUGAUUGUAUCAAUUAUUAUUUUUUUAUAUUGUUUAAUUUAAGAAUCUUAAAUAAAAUUAAUAAUUAAGAAUCGAUAAUUUAAUUUAUUAGUUUUUGGGUCAUCAAUCUAAAAUCAUGUCAAUUAGGGAAUAAUAGACGAGUCAGGAGGUCUGACUACACACUUCCACUAAAACUAAUUCGGUAUUUAUCUAAUUAUAGGCAUUAUAAUGUACAGGUAUUAGACACUGUAUCAAUAUUAUAUUAUAAGAAUACAUUUUAUAUUCCGUAAUCAUUUAAUAUUUUGAACAUGUCAUAAAUAACACAAUCGAUCACAACGUCGUCGUAUUAAAUGAGAAACAAAUGGUAUUCUAGAAUAUGUAUUUUUUGGUGUCAGGGACGAACUAUAGGACAUUGGGUUGAGUGAUCGUUGUAUAAGUCUAUAUUAUUUAGGUCACUUAUAGUAUAAUAGAACUAUUAGAACUAGUAGGUACUAGGUACUAUAACCAUUGAGGAAUAAAGUUAAAAUGCAUUAUCGAAUUUACCGGGUUUAUUUUUUCAGGGAUUUAUAUGCUAUUAUUAUACUAUUUAUUAAAGUUUACACUAUAGAUAAGAUAUUAGGAAUCUAUUGCUUUUAAAAAGUUAGCAAGGCUGCCAGAGAUUUUGACACCAGCGAUCGGGUAUUAAACUCCUAUACCUAUAGUACAACUUAAAUUGAAAUCAAAUCGUAUUUUUUGCCUUUUUUAUUUUCCUAAUUAUUAUAUAACCUAGGUACUUUAGGUAUCAAAAAACGACUUUCCCUUUCAUUGGCUAUAUAUUUAAAGGAACAAAAUCGAUAUCUUGUAAUUUUUAAAUUGGAACAAAAUUUCUGAUAGAAAACAUUGUUUGCAAAAAUUAAAAUAAUUCAACCGGUGUAACAGGCAAAUCAUACUACUAGAAUAAUGGAUACCCUCCGGUACGAUUAUGCUAGGAUUAUUAUACCCAUCGGUACCACAAUUAUAGUAUUUAUAUACCCUUCAAAUUUACCAUACUUUCCAGUGAGGUAUGAAAUUCCUAGAGUAUUUAAACACCAUAACUCGGUAGUUUUUUAAUGUACCUGUGCGGGACCUUCACUAAUAUAUAUAGAUAAGUUAGGUGCACUUCAUACUAAAAAUGUCCCCCCACUUCUGAUUUUUGAAUUAAGUAUAUCUCGGCAGGAAUCAGUGAUAAGAUAAUGGUUUCAACUCCAAAAAGUUUAACUUGGCACUCUACACAAGUCCCCUCUAUUUCUACGGGAUUAAAUUAUAGAAGGGACAUGUAUGGUGGUCUAACCCUAACUUUUUCGCGUUUUAACUACUCUCUUAUGUUAACAAAUCCUGCUGAAAUAUACUUAAUAUAUAAAAUGCCUCGCCGACCAUAUUGAAAAGUCAUCCCUUGUUAUCCCCUGGAAGGGAUUUUAUGGUAUCAAGUUAUGAAGGGGACUUGUGUAGGGUGUUAAGUCAAAUUUUUCGGCGUUGAAACCAUUCUCUUAUCACUAAAUCUUGCCGAGGUUUACUUAAUCCAAAAAUUAGAAGCGGGGGAUUACUUUUAAUAUGAAGUGCACUAUAUAUAUUAGUGGGUACGUUAAAAAACUACCGAGUUGUGGUGAUUAAAUGCUCUAAGAAUUUCAUACCUCCUUGGAAAUUAUGGUAAAUUGGGGGGGGGGUAUAUAAAUAUUAGAAUUAUGGUACCGAGGUGUAUUAUAAUCCUAGUAUAGUCAUAUCGGGGAGGGGUAUCAUAUUCCUCGGUACAGAAUGCCUGUGACACCGGUACACCAAGUUUCCGUAAAUAUUAAUCAUUUUUAAAUUUGUUAGUUUUAAUUAAUUAUUUUGAAAAAUCCCUUCAAUGCAUUCCUUCCUUUCAAAAAAAGUGCUUAUACUUGAUACUUCGAAGCAAGCUUAUUGAUAAAAAGUUGUUCACGGAAACGAAAAAAAAUAAAUAAAUGCACGCACUGUUGUAGAUGAGAAGUUGGGAAGGAAAAAUAAAAAAAUGAAACUUCAUUGAGCUAUCUUAAUUAAUAUUUUUUAAAAAUGUUUUGUUGUAUAAUUUAUAAUAUUAUAAAAGUAUAUGAGUAAAUUGUAUAAGUUUCGUAUGUAAUAUGUAAAUUACAUGUAAACUUUUAUAAUAUGCACAAUAUAACUAUUAGGUAUUAAAAAUGUUUUUUCUUUAUUAAAAUAUUGUUCAUAGAAUUUAUUGGAUUUGCAAUCGCAUUUGAAUUUGAUUAUUAUUUAUUUUUUUUUAUCUGUAAACAAGUUAUCUACUAAAAAACUUGUUCCGAAUUUAAAGUGUAGUACCUUUUCUGAAAGAAAAUUAUUGUUUUAUGGUAAUUUCAGGAAGUCGAUUAUUGAUUUUCCAAGCGGUUUACAUAAUAAUUGGGAAAAACCGGGAAAUAUAUGUUUUUUGUUGUGAAAAUAGUAGUUAAAAAUAUUCGAAAACUUGAAAUUUGGACAGAAACAUUAUAUUGGCUUUUUAUAAAUUUGGUAAUAUACUAAUAUAAUAUAAUAUAAUUUUUAUAAUUUUUUUUUAAAUUUACAAAACAUAUUAGCCAUUUUUGAGCUAUUUAUAGACAUUUUAAUUUUGUGAUAUUUUUAUUUGGUAGGUCCCUACCUACUUCGUAGAUAAAAUUGUUUGAUCAAACAAAAGUGCUUGAAAAUUUAACAUGAGAUUCAUUAUAAAUCGGAUAUAGUGACAAAAAAAAAAUUAAGUGUAAUGUAAUUAUUUUUUUUCAUUUAAAGUUUUAAAAUCAAAAUUUUGACAAAAAUCGUAAGUAUUACGGACUUUCAAAGCAUGUAUAUUUAAUCAAUCUUCGCUCCGAAUCGUUUUUAUUUGAUUUAUUGUUACUUUCAGGUAUAAAUUAAAUAACAUUAUGUAUCCUACCUUUCUAAGUAAGAAUAGUAAUAUAAAUUAAUGAAGGAGAAAAAGACCAAAAAGGCGAUUUUUGGAUGUGAAUAUGCGAUUUGCCGGUGUAUGCAAAGUGGGAGAUCAGGUCAAAAGGAAGUUUAGAACUACGAUUGCUGACACUAAAUAUUUGGAAUGAAAGAUAAGAAAUUAAGGAAAUAAAAAAGAAUCAAAUAAUGGACAUUCAAACAAAUACAAAUUAAAAUUAAUAAAUAGAAUAUGCAUUCAAUAUUUUAUAGACAUUGAAAAAUAAAGUAUAGAAAUUUAAAUGUUUAUGUGACAACCCAUAGCUACUUUGCUACAAUGUUAUUAUAUUAUUAUCUCUGGUAUCUAGGUAACUAAUCAUAAAAUCCAUAACUGUGUGAUUAAUCAUCACAAUUUGGUGAUUACAAUAUUAUAUUGACUUUAUACUCGAUUUAUACAGUAUAAAUAUUUUUUAUUUUUUUAUUUCUCUUUUUCAGUAUAAAGUCAAUGAGUGAUUAAUACCAUGCUUAUCUACACGUUAUCUAUAACCAUCAUUAUAACAGAUUAUUUGGUCAGUUUUUUUCUUAGAUUAUUCCUUUGAUAACUAUGUUUUUUUUUUAUUUUCAACUAAUUUUUUUGGAAAACUAUUUUUCGAUUUAAAUACUGUUUGGCCGAAAUAUUUUGUAUAUUAUGGUAUAAUAAUUUGUUAUUUUUUUUUAUCAAAUGCAUAUUUCCAAAAAUAGAGUGCGCUCUGAUCGUUUUAUCGUCCUGCUUCUGGACACAAACUGCACAAAUUACUUAGAUAAAAAUAAUAAAUAUACCAAUGUACUAGUUCUAUAAUCCAUACUCCAAAGUAUUUUUAUUGUUUAAACUUUCAAUUAUAAAUAAUUAUUAAUUUUGAUAAUCAAAUAAUUAAAAUAUACGAACUUUUAAAUUAUGAAUACAUUUGAUGUUCUAUUAUUUGUGUUUUUGUAAGGUAAAUAAAUGUGUUCUUCUGUAUUCAUCACUUGUACUUUUAACUUGAAAUGAUAACUACAAAUUUGAUUUUAUUUCUUAACAUUUAAUCCAUGUUUAAUUGUUAUAUAUUUUACUUGUAUUUAUUGAUAGUCGAUAGAUAAUCAGUUUUUGAAUUAUUUUGUUAAUGUUUAUUUUGAAUUUAUUUUUGUGUGUUUGAAUAGUUUUUAACUCUUGAAUGUCGUGUGAAGUUAUAAAGGACUGUUAAAAAUCUAAAUUUUACACGUUAUAAAAUAUAUUUGUUUUAGAAAAUAAAUUUACAUUUAUCAAUCUCCUAUGAAAUAUUGAAUACAAAUUGUUAUACUUCCACUUAUGAAUUUCAAUUUUUGAUGAAAUAAGAAGUAAACUACAAAACAGAUCAAAUAGUCAACAUAAUUGUAAGUUUUUGUUCCAAAAAUGUGUAUUAAUAGUAAUACCUAACUAUAUAUUAAUUUGUAUGAUUUUUAUUAUUUUGUAUUAAAUUUAAUAAAUUAUAGGUACCAGGAGAAGCUAGCAAGAAGUAACUCACUAACCGCAUCAUAGAAUGAGAAAUAUGUAAGAGCUAAGAACAUAUAAAAAAAGUUUGUGGAAAAAUUAUGCAUAUUAAUCUAUUGAAAGUAGUAAUAUAUAUUUUUAAAAUGUUUUUGUCCUAUGAGAAUAAGGUAUAUGUGGCUUGUGAGCUGCAGGUUGACCGCCCCAAUAAUAUAGGUGUAUUUUGUUUGGGCAACUUGUACCUAAUGCAGUGGUCCAACCAGAAUUUUUUUAAGGGAUAUUACGUUUUUUUUUUAUAUAUUUAAAAAUAUUUACAAUCUGUGAAAAGAUAGGUACAAUAAGCAAAUCUGAUAACAAUACGGCGUGUCCCACAAACAUAUGCCCAUUAUAAUAUCUUCAGAGAUAAUAAAGAUAGUCAAAGUCUGGGUUUUUUUAUAUUACUCACUGAGAUAAGGGCUAAAAAUAUUUAUAAUGCGCUAUAUUUUUUAUGUUUUGUUAAUAAAUUAUUUCCACACUGAAAAUAUAUCUACUGCAACCACAAUCUACACCAUCCCUUUUAGGUUUUUUUUUUUUGACGAAAAUUAAUUAAUUAAUUCAUAUUAUUGUUGAAACAAAAUGUUGCGGAAAAAAAAAGUUGAAUAGAGUUUACUGUUCUUUAUCGGUUACUGGUUAGACCAUACAAUUUAUAUAUAUGUAUAUUGGUGUUUUAAAAGCUAAACACAUCUGGUGUAAAGAAUAAACUAGUUCAUCCAGAAAUCAGAUUUGGCUGUACCAUAUACAUAACUAUACCUAAGACAAGAGCAUAUCAUCAAUGUCCGUCCAAUAUUUAUCGUCCAAGACGUAGAUAACAUACAAUGUGAUCAAUGUUCGUAUAGGUAGCCUACGACACAAAUUCCAUUUAAAAAAACUACUUAAUUAUUUUUAAAAAAUUUGAAGGUAUUUUAUAGAGUUUAUUCUUCUGAAAAUGUUGUCACAUCAACUUUUUAUUUUCAUUAAAUUUGUGUUAAAUAAUUUUUUAAAGUUCAGAGAAAAUAAGUGUACUGUCAAAAUUAAUUGUAAUAAUAAUAAUCAAAUAGAGAAUGUGAUUACAGUCUGCUGGCUCCUGCAUAAUUAUAGGUACCUACCUAUAAUUACUUUUCUUUGAAUUUUAAAAAAUUAUUGAAAAUAAUGAAAAUAAAAAGUUGAUACAUCAAAAUAAUUAGAAUAAUAAACUCUAUAAAAAUGGGUAUCUUCAAAUUUUUCAAAAAUAAUAAAAUAAAAAGUUAUUUUUUAAUUUUUUUAUCAUAGGAUACAAAAUUAAUUGCAAUAUAAAUAUUUGUUGUCCUUAUUCCUGUGUCUAAUAUAAAAUAAACAAAAUUUAGUUAUCCUUGUUAUUUCCAGAUAUAUUUUAAUGUGUAUAUCUUCGAGUAUAAUAUAAUAUAAUAUAACAGUAAUAUGUAAAUGUAUAAUAUAAUUUUAACAGUAAGUAAUACGAGAAAGGAGGUUAUCCAGUGAUAAAAUCUGUUACGUGGCCAUUUAAAAAAAAAACAUGGCUUUUAACAUAUUUUAAUAAAUGUAUAAUGUUUACCAACAGAAGGGGAGGGUAGUGUCUAGACAUCCAAAAUAACCCCUCUGAUUGCACCACUAUAUUAAUGUAUUAAUCAAAUUUGUUUUUUUUUUGAACUGUUUAAAAUAUUAGUUAAAAGUAUCCAGGUUUAUUUUAUGUAUUAUUAAAACCUAAUUAUUAACAUUUUUGUUUUGUUUUUAGACUAUUGAGGAAGUCAUUGAAUUACACAACUACAGUGAUUUUUAGCUGAAGAUAAUUUAGCUUUUAAAGACAUAAAAAAUAAAGUUUUCAUAAAACAAGGUAUUGACAUUUUAAAUUGUUCAAAUUUUAAUUUUAAUUAUGGUACUCGUAUUUGUUUAUGAGAGUUUUAUAAGAAUUAUUAAUUUGCAUACUAUUCAAGAAAAGGUACCUUAAUAAUUGCUUCAUAUAUACAAAUAUAAUUUAUUUUACUUAGUUAUUGAGUUUAACAAAAAAUUAUUUUUAUUUCUCUAGUAUUGUAUGUUAACAUUAUUUCAUAUAUAAAUCAUGUUUCAUAAGUCCUAUGAACAGUUAGGUUAACCAAUUAUAAUGAAAAAAAGUUAAAUUUAUAGCACGUCUGGUUUUGAUAAUUUUGAUUUGUAUUAUUUUGCUGCUUUAAAUUCAGUAUUUUUAUAAUUUUAAACUUGAAAUAUCAGUAUUGCAAAUAGAUUUAAUAUUGUCAUCCAUUGAAAUAUAGAGACAACUACACUAUAUACCAGAGGUGGCCAAACAAUUGAUUGGGACAUGUAGAUAACUGAUGGUUUAAAUGUCAAUCUCCUUUUAUUAAAACUUAAUUUUCAUAAUUAGUGAAUAAAUCUCAAUUUCUGAUCAUUUUUAUCUUAAUAUAUCAUUAUUUUGUUGUCGAUUCAUCAAGUAAUACAAUUCAACAGAGUUUACGUUGGCGAAUGUAAUUACUAUAUUAUAUCAAUUUUAAUAGAAGUGUCAUGAAAAACUUAUUUAACUAUACAUUUUAUUAUUAUUUAUUAGCUUUACAUGUAAAUUUAUUCUUAAUAUCUAUUAGGUAAUUUAUAAUUAUAUAUUCACGUUAAAAAGUCAAUCCUCAAAGAAAAAAUAUAUUUUUAGUAGAUCUCAACUAAAAAAACUUUGACCACCUCUGCUAUAUAGCAAUGCCAUUUCUCUAUUCUUAUAUUUGUUGCCUUUUCAUAUUAAAAUGUAUUGUGGAUACUUAAAAGUUAAGAUGUAUAUUAUUAUAGAUAAUUUAUGUUGAUAUUUAUUUCAAAAUAUAUACCUAUUAUAUAUUGUAUAUAUAUUUUAGAAAAAGAAGAAAAUAUUAAAGUACCUAGCCAAUUCAUUAAAUCAAAAGAGAACAGUCAAAAUAAGUUGAGUAAAUAAAAAUGUAGAACAAACUAAACAUUUCGUUUUUAAUCAAACUACCUAUGAAGAAGAUUAAUCUUGUAUCAGGUUUGUUGUUCCUAGAAUUAUUAAUUUUGAUUUAGUUAAAAAUAUUUAACCAUGGGUAUCAAAUUAUUAUAAAUAACAGUUUAUCAGUUUAACAGUUUCUAUAUAAGUUUAGUAUUUUAAUCUAUAAUUAACUAAUUUAUUAUAUUGUGCUCUAUUUCUAUCUAUUUAAAAACUAAUAUCAAUUUUGACUAACACGCAAUAAUCAAUCAAUUUGAAUAAAACAUUUUAUUGCCUACCUAAACUGAAUAGUUAUUUAAAAUUAAUUUAAUAUCAUUGAAUUUUUAUGUUGAAAUACCUUCAUAAAUUUAAUUAUUUUGAUAGAUAAUAAUUAAGUUGUAUAUUUUAUUUUUAUUACAAAAUAUAUUAUGAUUUCUAUUAAUAAGAAAAUGGAAACAAAUUUAUUUAUUUAUAAUGUUAGAUACAUGGUUAAUGGUUAUAGGCUACUAUGACUAAAAUAAUUUAUAUAACACAUUGAAAUCUUAUAUUUUGAACAGAUAAGUCAGUUAGUUUCAUACACACUGUGUAUUUUUGUUCCCUAACAUUUAAAAAAAAACAGUAAAUUUGUUGAAAAUUUACAAUACAGGGAUACAUAUAGAUUCUAUAUAGACACAUUAACAAUAUAUAAAAGUCUGAAAGAUUAGAAAAAAUAUAAAAUUAAUAAAUUUAAACUCUGUACUUUGCAAUAUAUUUCACAUUUAAAUCAAUAACAAUAGUAUUCCUACCAUUUCUAUUUCCUGGUAAGAAAUUUGAAAUAAAUGUUUAAUACUGAAAUCAUUCUACUUUUUAGAAUAUGUCAUUGUUUUUAUAGGUUUUCUAUUUAUAUACCUAUAUUAUGUUUUUUCAAUAAUCCAUCUAAUAUAAUAAAAUACAAUUUUCUUAAAACAUUUUUAAAAUAUAGUGUCUGGCAAUUCCUUGAAGUCAGUUUUUCAAUUUCUAUAUGGUUUUCUUAUCUAAUUUGUGGAUUAUGGCUAUGAAUAUAGUUAAUAGAAUAUUUUUUAAACUGAUUCUUGGUUUGUUUAUAUUAGUACAUGAAUAAAAAAAACUUAUUAUAAAAAAAUGUUAAUAAUGAGACAUAGUUUUUUAUUUAUUAUUUAUAUUGAAUUUAUCAUCUUGCACUAUGAAGAGGGUUUGGCUAGUAGUCAAUAAAAUAAUAAAUAUAUCUAUUUUGCAAGUGAGGAACAUUAUAAAAGUGUUUGUUUAGCUUUUUAAUUUAAAUAAACAAAAAAUUAUAGCUUUAGAAAUAAAUUGUUAGUUAUAUACGAUUUUCACUCACUUUAUAGUGUGUGUAUUAAUUAAUAAUAAUAUAAAAUAUAAGUAUUUUUGUUAUUUAUUAUUUUAUGACAAAUUUUUAAUUAUAGGGUAAGAAUUAGAAUAAGAAUUUCUUAUUUUAAUAUUUCUUUACAGUUUCAAAGGCAUUAAACUGAGAAAUGUAUAAAAUAGCCUCUUUAAAAUGCCUUUUUUGUUAAAAUCGCCAGUAGAAACUUUUUAAACAUAAAUACACUGUUAAAUAUUUCCAAGAAAAACAUUUCACAUAAUUUAAAAAAUAAUUGAUCUAACUCUAUAGUACAACUUUAUUUAAAUCGAAAAUCAAAAAGAGUUUUGUAAAAUAUUUAAGCGCUGACUAAUGUGUUAAAAAUUAUAUUAAUUUUUUUCGAACACAAUAUUUCAAUAUUAAAAAUAAUUUAUUUUAUUAUUAUUUUUAAAUAUAAAAUUAAUAUUUCCCAACCUAAUAUUUAUUUCUAGUUCAAUCUAUUUCAAAUUAUUAUAAUUUUUAAAAUAAAAACGCCAAUAAAUUAAGUUUAAAUAAGUAUUUAUAAAAUGGGCAUUGAAUUAAUUUUGACUUGUUAUAUAUCAAUAUUUAAUAAAUUUUCUUUUUAUCAUUCUAAUUUAUAAAGAUAUUAAAUCAAUUAAAUCAUGGUUUAAAAUGUAGCCAUGAUGUCAUUUAUUAAUUCUUUUAAUAUUUCAUAUAACUUUAACUGUUAUCACCACAUUCUUUACCUUAAAGAUUGUUUAUAUAAAUGUUUUAAAAAGUUAAAAGACAGAUUAUGAAAAUAAGUACUUAUGUUCAACAAAUUUAAAGAUUUUAUAAAACAAUCUACUUUUUAUUUAAAAGAGUAACGUGGUAUUCAUUCAAUAUUUUCUAAUAUUUAUAGGAUUCAAAUAUGUAUGCAUAUACCUAUGUAUAGUAUAUUAAUCAUAAUAUUAUUAGGUAUAUUUUUAAUAUUAAUUUAUGACAAUUAUUAAUUAGUUUAUCAAUAUAUUUUGUAUCUAUAUAAUCAUAUGAUACAUACUUGUAUAGGAUAUAAUUUGAUUAAUCAAAUAUACAAUAUGUAUGGCACCCUAAGUAACAUAAAUUUAAUUUUUAAGUAUUCAAUUUUUAUUUUUUUAUUAAAAAAAUUAAUAAUUUUAGUAUAUAGUAAAUAGUAAAUAAACAUAAAAAAAAAUAGUAAUUAUUCCAAUUAAAUAUUAAUUAAAUUUAUUACAUAUAUUUAAUGAAUGUGUGGGUAUCUUUAUUCGCGUUAUAAAUAAUCAUAUCAAUAAUGUAUGUUAUUUAUUCUUUUAGAUACAAUUGGUAAAAAGUGUUAUUUUUCCAUUUGUUUCAAUAAUAUUAAAUACCGAAAUACCUAUAUUUUUUAUUGAAAUUUGUAAAAUCUAUAUAUAGGAAUAUAGAUUAAAAGUUAAAAAGUAUAAAGAUAAAGUUAAUACUUUUAAUUGUUUUGAGAUUUAUAAUAUAUUUUCAGUAAAAUAUAUUUACUAUUAGGCAUCUAAAUAUUAUGAGUAUUUAUAUUGUUUUAAAAAUCUUAACUAAAUAUAUUGGUUCAUAAAAAUAUAUUAACAAUAUAUAAUAUAAAUAAUGAUGAAAACCUAAUUUUAUUUGCUCAAUAAUAAAAAUCAAUAUUAUAAAUACUAAAGUAAAAUUUAAUGAACCAAGAAAGUCUUUGAAUAAUAUUGUCCAUACGUGAAAACAUACUAAUAAUUAGGCAGAUAUAAUUGAAAACAAAGUACUUCACUAGCAUUAACUUGAAUUAUUUUUUUGUUUUUAAAAUAGUCUAUUAAUAAUUUCAAAACUGUCGUUAUUUAAAAUAUAUUAUUCUCAGUAAUGAAGUAAUAUUAUAAUCUAUUUAUAAAAUAUAAAUUAUGCAUUUUUUCUAAAACGUAUACAAAAAAAGGCAAUUCCAGUUUAUAAUUAUUAUUUGUAGUUAAUAGAUGAUUUUUAAACACAUUUUGAAACGCAAUGAAUUUUUAUUAUGAUUAACGGCCACCAAAGUGUUGAAUUUUAAACAAAUUGUCCCGCUCUCCCCCCAAUUCCCCAUAACGUUUACCUUUCCUGAUUAUGGGUCCUAGCGUAGCACAAAAAAUGUAUUCACCCCCCACCUAAACAUAUCUGGGCGCGCCAUCGCUUUUCUACGCAUACAUAAAAUACAGGGGCCAAGUACCAUACAUAAAUCAGGUUGGCCAACCUAAGCGCGCAACUUGAGACUUCUCCCUUUCUCCCCUCUCUUUCCAUAGUUACACGUUUUAGUAGAUGAUGCUUGAGGCUCACCAUCAUUAUAAUCUUAAUAUUAAUAAUAUGAUGCCGUUUAAUUAUAUGCUAUUUUUUGUAAUUUUGUGGAAGAUGAAUUUUAUAUUUGAUUGCUUUUGGUUGAAAACCAAUUUCUUGAUUUUACUAAUUCUCCAUUAUAUUUUUUUCCGUAAUUAUCAUAAUUUAUAUAAUAUAUACAUAAAUAUAUUAUAAAUAAUGAAUGCUUUAUUUUUCUAAACGAAUUUACUAAUAUUGAUUUUGAUAGGGGAAAAAAAAGGCUUAACGAUCGAAGCAUGCAACAUUAUAGUAUAAUAAUACUAGUAGCUACAAGGCAUAAAUUAAAGGCGUUGAUCGCGGUGCACGAAUAUACCGAACUCGUUAUACGCGAUACCCAUUAUUUACACGGGCAUGGGUGAUCAUUUUCGAUUUUUCCGAUCUAUCUUUCUUCCGCCACUACUUCCUUCUUCCUACACUACGUCAUAGAAUUUUGUGAUCACGUGACCGGCAGCGCCAUCUUGCUUGAUUUUGGUAUUUUUGUUGGCUCUCUGUUGGUAAUGCUCAGCUCGCUCAACUCAACUACUCGGCAAUACGGCGGGCGACAUAGCUGAACUAAAAAGGCUUUCCCCCAGUUUGCGUGACGUGUGGCUUUAUAAUAGUGUGUGUGUGUGUGUGCGUUUGUGCGCGUGUGUGCAUGUAUAACGUCUUGCCCGUUAGGAGACGCAUUGCAUUAUCCGUCGUGUUUAUACAUUUAUUUAUUUAUAUUUUUUUUUACCGUUUCGCUCUUGUCAUUUUCGAGAUAAUAAUAUACGGUGAAAAUGAUUUCCAUAAUCGAUUUGUACGCGCGUUAAUUCGAAACAUGUAAGUGAAGUUAUGAGUGCGUCGGUUCUUUCGUUACGGCUCCGUUUAUACGGCGUAAACAACUCUGGACGGCUACCCCUACAUUUUUAUACCUCUCCUCAUCGAUCGAUUGACGAUCGUGUUUGACGGAACGUGAGUGUUGUUUAUAACUUUUUUCAUACCUAGUUUUAUCUAAUAAUAUGUACUUGCAGUGUUCGUUUUUUAAUUGUUUUUCGUUAAUUGUUAUACUUACAAGAAUCUAUCAUUCGAUUGUAGUUAGAACAACUCUGUUUACUGGAAAGUGAUAAUGAUAAUUGAAUUCAUUAAUUUAUAAACUACCUAUAAUAAAUAGUGUAAGUAGUGGUGAUCGCUUGCGUCAAAUCGGUAUGUUACUGUUGUUGGUUGUAGGUUAGGUUUUCUGUUCGGCCAUAGACAAUAUAUAAUCAAAAUCUUAUCAUUUUAUAAACUAUUUUACACGGUAGCUACUACCUCGAAUACGUUAUUGAAUGUCAAUUCGAUGAUAUUGAGUUGACCAAUAAUAAUUGUUUGGAGUAAUUUAAAUUUGACUACCUAUAUAAUAUGCGUACCUAUUAAUUAGUAUUUGGAUAUUUUGAUUGAUUUUUUUUUUUUAUAAAUUCAUUAAUAUACUAUUGAGGUCAAUGAUGUAUAAAAUGCAUUGGCCUAGUAAGUAAAAUAAGUAAAUCGUUUCUUUAUUUAUUGUUUAUAUUUACUCAACAUCUUAAUUGUUUUAUUUUGAAUAAAAUACUUCAUACCAUAUCCCGUUGAAAAAAAAAUGUAAGAGCAUACCUAAUGUUUUUCUUAAAAUAUUCAAACAGGUUUCCACUUGAUGAAAAAUGUACCUAACCAAUAUUAUAGGUACAAUCUUAAAAAUCUUCAAUGUCAUUUAGGUAAAUACUACAUACCCGUUUAAAAUAUUUACUUUAAAGUUUUCGUUUUGUAAAGAAAACAUGUAUUUCCUCUAAUAAAAUAAGAUUUCUAAGUAGUAUUCUUGUUUAUACAGCAAUUUGUAUAUUAUAUUCUAUCUCUAACUUUUUAAUAGUUAUGCAAUAAUUAUUAGUAGGUAUGGUGAAAAUACAAACCUUUUUUUACUUCAGCAGUUACUCAAUAUUAUCAGGAUUUUUAUAUUUUAAUACCUACUCACUGUUUCCAGGUUUAUCAUCAUCUAGUUAACUAUUUUAUGAAAUGGCAGAUACAGAAAUUGAAACCGAUUUAAGUAAGUUAAUUAAACAAUUACAGUGUGUUAUAAAUGGUUAUAUUUAUAUAGUAUUUUCAAUAUUAAUUAUAUUAUUAUUUUAGUAAAUAUUACAAACCAUUGUUAAAAUUAAAACUACUAUAACUACUCGUUUACUAUGGUCGUUUUAGGUUGACAUUUUUUGAAUCGUCUAUACAUUUUUUUCGUAAAAGUAAAUUGACACUUAGAAUAUAAAAUGUUUUAUUAUUUAGUUCCUAGGUAUAUCUUUUGGCUAUAACCUGGAUUAUGAAAAAUUAGAAAUUCUAUUUCGGGCAACCUUCCCUAAACAAAUUUCUCCCAUCAUAGUCUAAACAGUCUAAACAAAAUGCAUCAAUCGUGCACGACGAUGGCUAAUUAAAACUGUCUGAUGAGUAUACACAGAUUUAAAAUACAUUUUUAUAAUUUGUGAUAUCAGAUCAUCGCGAACGCUUUUCUAGGAAUAUUCACGCAGUUGUUUAACAUAACAUCCAAUUUUAUACGGUAAUAAUAAUAAUUACUGUUAGUGCAGCGCAAGAGUCAACAUGUUGAUUAUAGUUGUGCUAUUUGGUACCAGCUGUAUGUGGGUUCAUGAGCUGACGGUGGGAGCGUGCUUGUCAUGACCGGUGAUAUCAAGCGGAGAUGCACACCGCUGAAUGAAAACUGGUCGCGAAAGCGGUAUAUUCUCUUUUGAAAUAGUUUGUAGCUAUGAUUAUUUUUAAAGCGAUACCUCAUGGAGGGUCUACAACAAAUUUGGUUGAAAAUUACUAUUUGUGGUUUAGGAAUCUAUAGAAUAGUUAUUAUUUAAAUUUUACUGGUUUCUAUAGAGUUUCCAGAUGGAUUAAAAACUUUGUUGUUGGUAGUAGGUAUAUAUUAUAUACACCUAUGUACUAUUUUCCUAAACUAUAAUGUCAUAAUAUUAAUACAAAUUGUAAUAUGUACCAUUUGCAGUAUUCAAAUUUGAAUUUUAAUAAUUUAUGUCUUGAUUUUAAAAUAUUGUGAUGGUACCUAAUAUUUUAUUUUUGUAUAAUUUCUCUAAUAAUAUAUAAGUAUAUUAAAUAUUUUUUAAAAUUUUGUUAUAGGUGUCAAAUUAAAUGGUAAUGUCUGUACUAACAUUGAACAACAUAAAAAAUUAAGUGAUGAACUGAAAACCAAUAAAAUGAUCGACAAGAGUGACAAGAAUACUGAUUCUAAUUUAAAUUGUGAUAAAAGUCAUGUAGAAAGGAGUAUAUCUUUAUCUAACCAUAGUAAUGAUGGUGAAGAGGUAUACUGUGAAAUUGAUGAUGAUGAAAAUGAUAGUGAAGAUGAAAAUCACAUUAAUAAUAAAGACUGUAAAUCAGAUGAUGACAUAAUUGAAGAUGACCAGACUGUUGAUAGCGAAAAUGCAACUAUAAAUAGUGAUGAAUUGUGUGAUCCAGAAAAUAGCUGUAAUGGUACCAGAGAAAACGCUAGUAAUGAUAGUGAAGAACAAAUGGAAAUAGAUGCAGUCGAAGAACAAAAAGUAGAUGAUGAACAAAUGGAUGUUGAAAAUUAUGAGGAAAAAGAAGAUAGAAUAAAUGAUCAAAAUGAUACUGAAAGUAGGUCAAAUGAGAUAAAAAAAUCAUUAGAAGACUCCAGAAUUAGUCUUGAUAAAUCUGUUACUAUUGUUAAAGUUCCAGAUCCAAAACAAUCACCUGGUAGUAGUGGUAAAAAAAAAGUAAAAAGCUUACCUGAUAUAACCUUAACUCCGCGUAGAAGUACACGGAAUUUAAACAAACUCAAAAGUUUUAAUGAAAAAGAUGAAGAAAAGAAGGAAAUUCUAACAGAUGAUGUAAAAAUUUCCUCUCUUAAAACAACAAUGGUUACCAAGCCUAUUGUUGUUAACGAUACUAAAAAAUUAGUAGAGAUUGCUGCUGGGACUAAACAAAAAAGUAAUAAAAAAGAACCUACUUUAGUUAUAAUUGAUACUAAUAUGUUGUCAGGACGAAGUAAUUUACCUAUAGGUGUGUCUAUGCAAUCCAAUACACAUAACAAUGCAAUGAGUGUUACCCAAACAACUAGUAAAACGAUUCAACAUUCCUAUAAUCGUGUUCAACCGCCUCAAACUACUAUAAAGCCAUUUAUAUUAGCUACUGCAUCAAAUUCUGGUGCUUCCCCUCAAAUUAGUGUUCCCAAACCUCCAAUUAUAUUACCAACUCUCACUGAUGAUAUGUUUGUUGUUGAAGCACCAUCUUUUAUUGUGCCUUAUGUUUAUGAAAAGCCACCAAAAAAACCAUUAAAAGAAUAUGUUGAGAAAAUUGAAGACAAUAAAACAAUAAAACCUAAAAUAAAAGUUGCCAAAGGAGAUAUAGAUGAAAAUCUAUCUGAAGAGGACAAUGAAUUAUUAAGUAAAAAUAAUCGAAAAGAAAAAAGUAUUAUUGAUGAUGAUAAUAUUAACAUUAAUGAAUCAGAAAAUCAAAUACCAAUUGGUGAAAAAAAGAAAAAUAAAGAGAAUGGAAAUGACCAAUUAUCCUUAAAUGAUUCAGAUGAUACAAAAUCUAAAAGUUUAUCUGGAUCAACAGAUUUAAAAAAAAGUGAUAGUAUUACUGAUCUCACUGUUGAUUCUGAUGAGAAGAAAACUGAUGUUGUUAAAGAUAAACCAAAGACUCAGAGUUCUAAUUACUUUGAAAAUCCAUUAGGAAAAUUUUUCAUGCAAAUAGGUGUAAAUCUUGUACAAGAGCAUGUUCAAUUGGAUCUAUUACGCACUCAAAGAAGAAAACGAGAUAGAGAAGGUGAUAAAUGCCCUGAAGAAGUUCAUAUUGCUAUUAGUUCGUUAAUAAAAACUUUAGAGUUUAGUAAAGAGAAUAAUGAUCCAUUCCAAUUUGGUUUAAAAAAGUGUGAACUGUGUAAUUUUAAAUCUGAAUCGAGUUUAGUAAUGGCUCACCAUUUAGAAACUCCUCAUAUGACAGCUAAUUACUGUUAUAGAUGUAAUUUUUGUACUUUCCAAGUACGCAGUCCUCAUGAAAUAAUAAACCACAUGGAAACACAUAGUAGUAGAGGACGUUUGGAAAGAGGUCCAGCUUUACAUCAAUGUCCAAGCUGUCCUUUUGAAGACAGUUAUAAGGGUAAACUGACCAGACAUUUAAUAUCUUGUACGAAAAAAUAUCGCCCUGAAAUCAACCAGGUAUUUCAUUUUAUAAAUUGUUAUAUAUCAGAUAAUCUAUAAAAAGUAAAUUUUUAUAUUUUUUUUUUCAUUUAAAGGCACCUCCAUUAGAUUGGGAACCUCCAGCUAAAAUACCUAGAGUAUUGCGAAACAAACCUUCAAUGAGUCCUGGAAAUGCAGUUUAUCAAGCAGCUAUGUCUGGAUUUAAACAAUUUCCUAAUCCUAACAUGUUGCAAUUACAGCAACAUCAACAAUAUAAUAAAAUGAUAAUUGCAUCAUCUGGGGCUAGAGGUCGGGGCCGUUCUGUUUUACCUGGACAACGAUUUUCAGGAAUGGUGCCUUCUUAUCCAACUACACUGCCAAAUCAAACUUCUGGAGGUAUGAUAAUUAUUAAAUAAAUAACACUGUGUUGACAUAAAGUCAAAUACUAUUCUAAUAAUCAAAUAUAAUUAAAGAUCAUAUUCAAUAGAUAGUACAACUUAUUUUGAUAUCAGAGAAAUCAAAUAUGAAUAUAAAUUGAACUAAUUAUAAUCUUCCUAUUUAAUUUUAAAUUUCAAUUUUUGUCUACUUCAAAUGAUAAAAUUUACAAAUUAUUAUUACUCAGGUAGUUACACACAAUAGAAAUAUAACUAAAAUAUGAAUUUUUACGUGUGGUUUUGUCUAAGAGUAGAAAAGUAUUUUAUAAAUACAAUUAUACAAGUGUCGUGAUACUAUUAAGAUAUCGAUAAUAAUAAUAUCAGACACCUAUAUUUACAGCAAUAUGCUAUUACCAUAUCAAACACAUUUGUCUGUAACGCACAGUGGAAUAUCAAUGUUUUCUCCAUUAAUAUAUUUCAUAUAGCCACCCAUACACAUCUUGAGAGUUUAAUUUUGUUUGAAAAUAACAAUCAUUUUGCUUAAAGUUAAAUGAAGUUUAAAAGGUAAAAUAUCAUCUCAGAUCUCUAUACAAUAUAUAUAAUAAAGUACUUUAAACCCAUGGUAAAAUUAUUUAUUGUCUUGUGUGUAAAAAAAAUAUAUGAUUUUAUUAUCUAAUUUUAAUGUAUCUUUCAUUGCAAUUAUACCAUAUUUAUACUGCAAUUUUGAUACGUUUUAAUUGUAAUUUUAAUAUAUUUUUAAGGCAAUUAAAUUUGAUCUUUAAAUAUAAUAUGUACAUUUAAUAAACACAUAUACAUUAAAUUCAUAUAAAAGAAAAAAAUGACCUAGGUUAUAUGAGUUGUUUAAAUGUACAAUUAUUUGAUCUAAAACUACAACAAAAACUAACUAAUUUUUUUUUUUAUUGUUAUUCUUUAGAGUAUUAUCCUAUAAAGCAAAUUUGUAUUUUUUUAUGAAUUUUUAGAAACAAAUGUAACUCAAAAAACUAAUUUUAUAUUUGUAUUGGAUCUAUUUUACCAAAAUGUAUAUAUUUUAAUGUAAUCUAAUUUCUUAAAUUACUUUGAACUACAAAUUAACUAAUAUAAUACAUUCAAUUCAUCCUUAAAAGUGUAUUUUAACAACAUUUGUAUUAUUAUUUUUCAGGAAUUGUGUUAAAAAAUACAAGUAUUAAACCAAUUAAUCAAUCAAUGAUUGUUCCUACACCUUAUUCAAUGAACAACCAUACAUAUCAGGUAAUAUAUAUAUAUAUAUAAGUUAUAACUUUAAAAUCAUAAUUGUAUAUUUAUCUAAGUAUUUAAGAUAUGAUCUUAUAGUUAUAAUGUUUGACCUUAAAAGAAAUAAUUUUUCUUUCUUAUCCAAAUAUCAUGUUAAUUAUUGCUUUAAAUUGUUACAUUACCAAAGAGAUCUUAUUAGUUCCAUUACAAAAUUUCCUCCACUCGUCUAUUAUUUUCCUUUCUAUAAUUGUAUUAAACCUAACAUUUUAACCAGCCUAUGCCUGGUGUAUAAGCACUGGUAUUCUCUAACUCAUGCCAAUUGAUGAACCUAUUUUUCGCAACUCAUUAUAUUUCUUUAACUUCAUUUGGCAUUUUUGUUUUAUCAUCCCCUUAAGCCUUGGUUUCCUAUAAUCAAUCAGAAGUGUUUUGCUACAUUUACAAAUGAUGGAAAUAUUCUAGAAAAAUAUUGACCUCCCACUGAUGCGAUGCAAUAUGAAAGCGACUAAUCGUAAGCUAUUGGUGCUGUCAGUCGCUUGGUAAAAGUUGCGUUGUCAACCACAUUUUUUGGUAUAAUAUAAUAUAUUUUAUUAAAUGACUAUAGGUACCAUAUUUGACUAUAUUUUUACUACUACUAUUUAAUAUUGUUUUAUACUAUAAUAAAUUAAUAAAAUAAUAUAAUAUAAAUAAUAAUAUAUAUAAAAAAUCUUCUUUCUUCUUCUUUCUUGGUUUUGGCCAUUCAAGACCAUACCUCUAGAUAAACAUACUGCCACCUAUCCCUAUCAUUUGCUACUUCCUGCCAAUGACACUCUGGCUCCACUGUUUCAGUGUCUCUCCUAACACAAUCCUCCCAUCUUAGACGCGGUCUUCCAAAAGAUCUCCUCCCUACUGAGUUUUCCUCUAUUACUCUUCUUAUUAAUGAGUCAUGUUUCCUCCAGGCAUGUCCAGCCCAAACUAGCCUUCUUUUUUUUAUCUCUUUCAGUAUAUCCGGUCAUUGAAAAAGGGAUUGCAGUUCUUCAUUGUGUAAUUUCCUCCAUUCAUUUGUGAGAACAUCAAAGUAUGCCCCAUAAAUUUUCCUGAGUACUUUUCUCUCAAAUACUGCAAUUCUUCGUUCUUCAGUCUUUCUCAGAGGCCAUGUUUCUGCUCCGUACAGGACAAUUGGCCUUAGCAAAGUUAAGUACAUUCUAACUUUUAAAUUCUUAGAAAUUGCUCUUGAUCUAAAAUUUUUACUAAGUCCAAAGAAACAUUUAUAAGAUGAUUGUAAUCUCAUUGAAAUUUCUGUUUUAAUGUCGUUAUCUUGAGUUAUAAUCGACCCUAAGUAUUUAAAUUGAUCCACUCUUUUAAAUUUGUAUUCUUCCACUUCAAUGAAUUCUUCUUGUACCUGAUUCUGUACCUGAACUAAUAAAAAUACCGUAAAUUAUUAUUAUAUAAUUUAACUAUAGUGUGCUAUACUAUUAGCCAUAAAACUAUGGCAAAACAAAAUAAGAAAACUUAACUUUAAACCAUGAUAGCUACUGAGAAACUCUAGUCGCGUUGCCUAUAGUGUGCAGAACUCACGACGUCAGGUCGUACAAUAUUUUAUUUGGCAACUAUUUUUUUAUAUCGCAUCACGUUGCGUUGCCCCAGUGUGACGAAAGUCUAAGUAGUCUAUUUAUGAGAAUGAGUUAAUGUUAUUAUCAGUAUUUAUGUGUGUUUAAUUAUUAUUUUUAUUAUUUUCAGCAAAAUUCAAAUACUAACAAAUCUGUACAGCAACCAAGUAUAUCAAUAACUCCUUUGCCCCGAUCAUUUCCAUCAAGUAACUCGCAGUCAGGUUUUGUUACUUCUUUAUCUAAAGCCAAAUCUCUACAGCCUCAAUUGACAACUCCAACUAACAGUAGUAAUAAACCAACUUUUGUAAUAUGUGAAAUAUGUGAUGGUUACAUUAAAGACUUAGAACAAUUACGUAACCAUAUGCAGUGGAUACAUAAAGUAAAAAUUCAUCCUAAAAUGAUUUAUAAUCGACCUCCACUAAACUGCCAGAAGUGUCAGUUUAGAUUCUUUACUGAUCAAGGUCUUGAAAGACAUUUACUAGGCUCUCACGGUUUAGUCACAUCUAGUAUGCAAGAAGCGGCUAAUAAAGGAAAAGAUGGGGGAAGGUAAGAUUAUUUUAUCAUUUUACUUGUUUUUAAUUAUGAGGCACAUCCAGAAAGUAGAAAUAUUCAUUUUUGUAUUUUUUUAAAAACAAAAAACAUAUUGUAGGUUUAUAUGUUGGUAUUUUAAUACGUAGUAGCUUUCCAUUUGCAGGUUAUAAAUCAUAGAACAAGGUUUUUAAUGCCCUCUUCAAAGCAUUCUCCUACAAUCUCCUUUGUCCAUUUCAAGACCUCUUGUUUUACCUCAUCAUCGGUUAAAAAUUUGGUUCCACCUAUUUAGAGUCUUUAUAAUGGUGAAAAGAUAAAAAUCAAGGAGCUCAUGAGAGCUAGAAGCCUUUAUUCAAUUUGUAAUGUUCUGUCAAAUGUUUUAGGACCCAUAUUGAGCACAAUUUUUGAUUUCUCAGUGUUUCUUGUAACAGAGAUCUAGACAAUUUGUGAAAACAUCAAAGAAAUUUCAUCCACUGUCUUCGCGGUCUCCAUAAAUAAUUUCGUCGAUAUUUUGCACCAAACCAUUUGUCAAAAUUGAAGAUCUUCUGUUCAUCAUGAAUAUUCGUUUUUCUUUCAUUAAAUUCAUUAUAUCACUUAACCACAUUGGUUUGAUUUAUAAUAUCUUUACUAUAAACGAUUUUGAUCCGUGUAAAAAUCUCAUUUGGUAUUUUUUCUUCUGCAUAUAGUCGUAUCUUAUGACUACACACCUUACACUUGGCGAGAUUUUUUCUUGACAUAUUUCACAGAGAAAGACAUUAUAAGGUGAGCUUUGGUACUAGCGGUGGUUACUAAGAGCUCACAGUGUUCAGGAAACCACUACAACUUAAUGUUGUAAACUUUUGAAAAAAAUAUUCUCACAGCUACUCUUUCAGGAUAUGCCUUAUAGAUACAAAGUUGUGAUGUAUUUAUUAUUUUAACUUUAUUAAAUUAGAUGUCCAGUGUGUGGUAGAGUAUAUCAAUGGAAGUUGCUAAAUCAUGUAAACCGUGAUCACUCCAUGUCAUUAAAGCCAGCACAUUUAUCUUAUAAAUGUACUGUAUGCACUGCAACAUUUGGAAUGUACAAACAGUUUGAAAACCAUGUUUAUUCCGCUCACAGCAAUGUAGCUAAAAACUCAAAUAAAAAACCUCUUGGUAAUCAACCUACAGCUUCUUCAUCGACUUCAACAUCUACACCUAAGGUAUAUAAAUUUUUAUUUAUUAACAAAUUAUUAAUUUUAAAUUUCAAUAUCGUAGUGAUUAAAUUUCGUUUGUUUAUUUAAUAAAUAUUCUGGUAUUCCUUUUAAUUUAGCCAUUAAAAAUAAAUGAUGAAAUUACUAUAAUACCACAGCCACCUAAGAUACAAAAUUUGUCUAUUAAAAGCAGUAAUAAACCAGUUACGUCAACUGGAAAACAGAGUACAGUCCCAACUACAGCAAAAUCUAAAGUAAGACAAUUUAGUGUUAUAUACAAUAUUUCAAUGCUUAAUGUAAAAUUUGUUCAAAUACAGAUCUUAUAAAAUAUGAUAAGUUGUAUUUUCUAUGUAAUUAUACAUAGGACACAAAUAUCAAAAAAAUAUUUUAAUUUGUUGUGUAUUUUUAAUUGUUUUAGGUGUAAAGAAAAUUAAAAUGAAGACAUAACAUUUGAUUAUUCAGUUUUGAGAAUUUGGGAGACAUCAGGGUUGUCAGUUAACCCAAUUUAGUUCACUCGAGAAUUUUUUACUUUUAUUAUUAAAAUAUCGGGUCACAAUUUUUUUUUUUUUUUUUUUUUUUUGAAUUUAAUAAUUCACUAAUUAUAAUUUAUAUAAUAAAGUAUAUAAGAAUAUUGUUGAUUUCGAAAUUGUACAUUAUGUUCUAUCACAAAAAUGAUUAGAGUGAAUAUGUAAAUUGAAUUAAUUUUACUUAAAUAUAAUUUAUAAAUAUACAAUUUGUUAUAUAUAUUACUAAUUAGAAAUAAUUUUAUAUUAACGUUAUUCCCUAGAAUAUUAUGUAUAUCUAUAUCCAUGACUGUAAAUAACAAUAUGUUUAUUUUAACAGUGAAGGUGUAUCUAUUAUUUUUGUAUAUCAAACAAUCAAUUACACAAAUUUAUUUAAGUUAUGCCCAUCCUUAUUUAUUUUAUUAUUCAUUUUUUUUUUCUACUUUAUCUUCAGCACUUGUAUUGUUCAUAAUAUAUAUAUACAAAUAUAUAUUUUAAAAUCUGCAUUAAACACUUAAUUCUAAUAAUUAAAAAUUAGUUUAGAACAGUGUAUAUAUGAGUUAAUGGCUCUUUUUGUUACAUAUUGGUUGUACAUUAAAAAUAUAAAAUAAGACUAUAUUUUUGUACUCUUUGUAAUUUUAUUUAAAAUGUCUUCAGAUUUAUUUAACAAUUAAAUAUUCUAAGUAAUUAAUAAAGUUAGCACAUGAGAUUAG
Molecule: messenger RNA, 28194 nt
Organism: Cinara cedri
Lineage: Eukaryota; Metazoa; Arthropoda; Insecta; Hemiptera; Aphididae
Source: the annotation of a GenBank genome assembly